Paramecium tetraurelia is the source of this 429-nucleotide messenger RNA. RefSeq lists its product as uncharacterized. The record is from RefSeq and is a predicted model, not a curated record. The transcript is spliced from 2 exons. NCBI's taxonomy places the organism in Eukaryota, Ciliophora, Oligohymenophorea, Peniculida, Parameciidae.
AUGUAUUAUUAAUGUUCAAAAUGCAGAGAACUGGUUGUGGACGAAUAACCCUGCAAAUGUGAUAAAAAGUGGAUAAUUUUGAUUUGUUUUGUCGUUGUAAAGAUAUCAUUUAUAGCAUUCUGCUAUAAUUCGGUUAUUCGUAGUAGUGUUUACGGAAUAUUCACAUUUUCUGUCUUUGUUUUAGGGUUGAUAGCCUUGAUAGUUAGUUUCUUCUUUUGUAGAAGUGAUUAAAAACAUAGGAUCCCCUUAAAUAUGACUCUGCUUUAAGGAUAAUAUAAUCCUCAAGUGGUACAAUAAAAUCCAUAUGUAUAUGUUAAUUAGUUCCAAAAUCCUUAACCAAACAUCUAACAAGCUGGAUAUUACUAAUAUCAAAAUUAAAUCAAUGCUAGUUAAAAUAAUUAAGUUUAAAUUCCUAUUUAAUAACAUUGA